Molecule: messenger RNA, 5204 nt
Organism: Seriola dumerili (greater amberjack)
Lineage: Eukaryota; Metazoa; Chordata; Actinopteri; Carangiformes; Carangidae
Gene: adcy7
Product: adenylate cyclase 7
Exons: 27
Coding region: 652-3999 (1115 amino acids)
Biological process (GO): adenylate cyclase-activating G protein-coupled receptor signaling pathway; cAMP biosynthetic process; intracellular signal transduction
Cellular component (GO): plasma membrane
Molecular function (GO): adenylate cyclase activity
Source: RefSeq, a predicted model, not a curated record
CACGGGGACCACAGCACGCUCCCCAAGCUUGCGCCUACCGGUUAUUUAUGUACAUUUAUCUCCGGGACUUCGAAACCUGUCAGGUGCCUCCCAAGGAGUGGAGCUACCAACCUCACCGAUCUGUUUUAUCUUGAAUCCUGGUGGGAUCACUGAUGAUCUUUGUUGCUGCCCUCACCAACUCCUGUUUUGCUCCCGCUCUUCCUCCUUAUCCCUCUCCUCCCCUUUCUUAAACUCCCCUCCCCUCCUCGCCUGUGUCUCCCAGCCCCGGGCUUAUUACUCAAACCCACUGAAGGGAGCAACACAGUAGCUGGCAAAGGAUGAAGCGGGUCUGCCUGCCAACACCAGACAGACGAUAGAAGACACAAAAGGACCAGCGAAGGGGAGAGAAACAGAGAGGUCGACUAGUGGAGAGAGCUACAACGAAGCUGUGAGAGAAGCAACAACAACAUUCAAGAUGCCACACCGCAGGAAAAACACAAGUUUCACUUGAGCGUCAUGAGCUAGCAAGGGGCCCCUAACAGAUCUAGAACUGUGGACUUCUUCUGAACAAACGUUUGCCUCACACACACAGAAAAAGUUGUGGAGACACACACUCCUGCUCGCUGGGGCUCCUUAUUAACACCUGGUAUGCCUCUCUAAGAAGUGUUAGCCAUGCCAGCCAAGGGGAAGUACCUGUUGAACGACCAGGAGCUAAAAAAUGAGGCAUUGUACCGUAAAUUCUCCUGCAUCAGCCAGUAUCAGCCGCUGGUGCUCCUGCUGGGCCUGUCCAUGCUCUCCUGUGGAAUCCUCCUUAUCCUCUUCUUUGCCCUUCAACUGAGUGCAAAGGACCACUGUGCCUUUGUGAGUGUGGUAAGCGGCAGCCUGUGUGUGUUCCUGGCCGUGUUUGUGCUGGUGUGUACAGAGAUACUCUCACAGCGAUGGAGGCGUCUACUGGGCCUGAUUGUCUGGGCCACACAUCUCACCAUGGGCUACACCUUCAUCUUCCGCAGCCCCAUUAUCCUGCCUUGGGACCAGGUGCCUUUCUUUCUCUUCAUCAUCUUCACUGUGUACACCAUGCUGCCAUUCCAGUUGUGGUACGCUGUGGUGCUGAGUGUCAUCUCCUUCCUGUCCCACAUUAUGGCCCUCACAGUGCGCCUCACCAUUUACAGGACUGAGCACAAUCCUCACCUUGCUUACCAGCUUCUGUCCAAUCUAGUGAUAUUUCUGUGUGGCAGUGUGGUGGGAGCCUUUCAUAAGGUCCUGAUGGAGAAAACCUUAAGGCAGACCUUCCAAGACACCCUUAGGUGCCUGAGCAUGCGGAUGAAGCUGGAGAUAGAAAAAAGACAACAGGAGAACCUGCUGCAGUCUGUGCUGCCAGUCUAUAUCUCCAUGAAGAUGAAGCUGGCAAUCAUGGAGCGCUUGCAAGACUGUAAAGACAAAGCAGAGCAACAGCGACUGGUCAAAGACAAUAACUUCCACAGCCUUUAUGUCAAGAGGCAUGAGAACGUAAGUAUUCUCUAUGCCGACAUUGUUGGCUUCACCCGGUUGGCCAGUGACUGUUCACCCAAGGAGCUAGUCAUCAUGCUCAAUGAAUUGUUUGGAAAAUUUGACCAAAUUGCCAAGGAAAACGAAUGCAUGAGAAUCAAGAUCCUUGGAGAUUGCUACUACUGUGUGUCAGGGCUGCCGGUCUCUCUUCCCAAACAUGCCAAGAACUGCGUGAAAAUGGGCCUCGAUAUGUGUGAAGCCAUCAAGCAGGUACGUGAGGCCACAGGAGUGGAUAUCAACAUGAGAGUGGGUGUGCAUUCGGGCAACGUGCUCUGCGGUGUUAUUGGCCUUCGCAAGUGGCAGUUUGAUGUGUGGUCACAUGAUGUCACUCUGGCCAAUCACAUGGAGUCGGGAGGCCUUCCAGGACGUGUCCACAUCACAGAGGCGACUCUGAAGCACCUGAACAAGGCUUAUGAAGUGGAAGAGGGUAAUGGCAACAUCAGGGACCCCUACCUAAAAGAGCUCAAUGUCCAAACCUACCUGGUCAUCGAUCCACGGUCGAAGGACCCGUCACUGAACCCCCGUAGCAUGCCUAAACCUCGUGUGAAUGAUGGCCUGAAGAUGCGGGCGUCUGUGCGUAUGACCCGUUACCUGGAAUCCUGGGGGGCCGUCAAACCUUUUGCCCACCUCCAGAGCCGAGAGGGCUUCACCACAGACUCCAAUGGAAAGUCACACUGCAAGGACAUUCCCCUUCGACCAGCCCCCGGCUCCAAGAUCACUGAGAGCUUUGAUGAGUCUCUAGAGGAACCAUUCACCUUGCCCACACCUCCAUUCAGCAGCUAUAAGAACAAAUCCCAGAAGAGUAAGUUUGACGAGGAGCUGCACAAUGAGAUGACCACGACCAUAGAUGAGCUCAGCAGCAAGCAGUGGUCUAAGUCUGAAGAGAGUGUCAGAUUAGCUUUGUGGUUUCCAAAGAAAGAUCUGGAAAAACAGUACCGAGCCCUGGAUUUGCCGAUGUUCAAAUACUAUGUUGGCUGUGCCACCCUCAUCUUCCUCUGCAUAUUUUUGGUUCAGAUGCUUGUUACAAAGGAUCGACAGAUGUUGGGGAAGUCAUUUGGAGUUUUGGUUUGUGUGCUGCUGCUGACCCUGGCCAUCUGUUUCGCAGGUCACUUACAGCGGCUAUUUCCAGAGAAGCUGUCAAGGUGCCAGUGGCUGCCAGCUGUGUCAGAGGCGGUGGUAAAGCGGCCGUGUGUGCGCCUCCCUCUGGCGACCAUCACCACUGCGGUCAUCAUUAUUUUGGCAGUGUUCAACCUGUGCUUUGUCCCGACAGAUGUGACACGAGACAUUGCUGACCUUUGUCACGCAAAUCAUACCCAUGAGCAGGGAUUAGAUGGAGGCCUUUUCUACCUGCCUUACUCUGUGUACUGUUGUAUCCUCUCCCUCAUUGCAUGUGGAGUCUUCCUGCGGGUGAGCUUUGAGCUCAAAGUGCUCUUCCUCACCCUGGCCUCCACAGCAUACUACAUCAUCAUCCUCAGCACCAAGAGGGAACUGUUUGUGGUCUACGGAUAUUUCCUCUAUGCUCAGACCAAUAACAGCUGGAACUGCAGCAGGUUGGAUUCAAUCAGAGAAGAUGAAUCCAUCCUGAGAUGGAUAGGGCUGGUGAAACACCCCCAGGUGAUGAGUUGCAUAUACAUCACCUUGUUCCUGGUUACUAUGGUCAUCAUUGCACAACAGAAUGAGUCCUGCUUCCGCCAAGACUUCCUACUAAAGUACAAGAACCACACAGAGCAGGACGAGAUCGAGACCAGGGAGAACCUGAACCGCCUUCUGCUAGAGAACGUGCUGCCGGCCCACGUGGCAGCGCUGUUUGUUGGGGAGAAUAAAAAGAACGAGGACCUCUACUACAAGUCGUAUGACUGUGUGUGUGUGAUGUUUGCCUCGGUGCCGGAUUUCAAAGAGUUUUACACUGAGUGUGAUAUCAACAAGGAGGGCCUGGAAUGCUUGAGGCUGCUCAACGAGAUCAUCGCCGACUUUGACGAGCUGCUGUCCAAGCCAAAGUUCAGUGGUGUGGAGAAGAUCAAGACAAUUGGCAGCACUUACAUGGCUGCUGCUGGGCUUAGUGGGACGCCUGGUCAGGAGAACAAUCAGGACAUAGAGAGGCAACAGGCCCAGAUAGGGAACAUGGUGGAGUUUGCCAUCGCUCUGAUCGGCAAGUUGGACGGCAUCAACAGACAUUCCUUCAAUAGCUUCAGGCUCCGUGUGGGCAUUAAUCAUGGCCCAGUGAUAGCUGGAGUGAUCGGGGCGAGGAAGCCUCAGUAUGACAUCUGGGGCAACACGGUCAAUGUAGCCAGCAGGAUGGAGAGCACCGGGGAGCUCGGAAAGAUCCAGGUAACAGAGGAAACGUCCGCCGUGCUACAGAAGCUGGGAUACUCGUGCGAGUGUCGAGGAUUUAUCAAUGUCAAGGGGAAAGGGGAGCUAAAAACCUUCUUUGUGUGUACCGACAUGAGCAAGCAGCAAGGUAUGGGGCUGAGCUGAGGCUGGGCCUCCACAGUCAACAGAACUGGAGAUAGGCUCAUGCUCGAGUCAGAGUUUACAAGCUCCUGCACACAAGUGUUGAGACAGAUGUGACUGUAAUACAGCUAUGUUCCAGUGACGUUGCUGAAUGAAAAUACUGAGGAGUAUUAUGGACUGCCGCCACGCUGUGUGGUGGAUGUGACAUUGAACUCUCUGCUUGGGACCCUUUUUGUCAGAUCAGGAUGUGGCGGUCAUGAUGGAGAGAUGGUCAGUACGAACAAUCACCAUCUUUUUCUAUUCACAAACACAUUCACAUCCAAUGAUCAGUCACUUUUGUACCUUUUUUUCUGUCUUUAACUUAGAUGUUGUUUGUGAAAGAAAAGAUGUAUAUUGUACUAAUGCCAAAUACAGUUAUGUAUUUUUGAAGACCUGUUUGGUCCUAUGAAAACAAAACAAUGGAUUCUGUUUGGAUCAUAAUGUGAAACCUAUCUAGUUUUCCUGUUUUAGAAGGGAUGGACACUCUGCUCUGUUACUGUGUAAUGAGCAAGAUAUAUGUGAGGCGGUUGGACAGAGCUGUUUCAAUGUCAGGAACAGGCUGUACAGUAGAUAUAGAAAAGCUAUUUUCUUUCUUCUUUCUGCAAGACAUAUUCAGACAACAAAAAGUAAGUUUCACUUUCUGGCCAAGCUACAAAUCCUAAAAUUAAUGUAUCCUCAGCACCUUUGAUUGCGACAUAAGUUUAGGUUUAACAACUCUUUACGUGAAGCUCUUUUAGGUUCCAGCUGUGCAGUUUGGCCCAAGUAAUAUAUACGACAAGAUAUUUGCUGUGUUUCAAGAGGAGGAAGACAAAUCUGUGUGCUGUAUGUAUGCCAUCUGUUAAAUGUUUAUUCUGCUCAGAUAAGAAAACAGUUUUCAGUGUCUUUAGCUGCCUGUCUGCAAAUAUGCUGCAAUGCGGGAAACCUAUGACACUCUCCUCGGUGUCCUCAGUCUGUGUGAUCCAACUAUCUGCCUGCUGUGAAUGUUUUUUCUGGCUCCAGCUCAGAUGUGAUCAUCUGACCCGAUCUGGAUCGCUCUCUGUGCCUCUGAAAACUUAAUUUGUCUCGUGGCCUUACCUUUUGAGACCACCAACUUGUCUGUAAUUGUGGUUACAUAAUAAUAAUGUAUUGGCCUUUGUGUGAACAAAUGUGAUAUUGAAUUUUGUACAGCUACAGAAUGUAAUAAAUGUUUU